Molecule: messenger RNA, 2116 nt
Organism: Andrographis paniculata
Lineage: Eukaryota; Viridiplantae; Streptophyta; Magnoliopsida; Lamiales; Acanthaceae
Product: protein IQ-DOMAIN 17-like
Exons: 4
Coding region: 317-1966 (549 amino acids)
Molecular function (GO): protein binding
Source: RefSeq, a predicted model, not a curated record
UUGUUGUUUCUGUGUUUUUAAAUACAUAUAUAAAUCAAAUCAACACACACCCCUAUACCUAUCCCCUGCCCUGUUUCUCUUCUUUUUUGCUAUUUAUGCUGUCUUGCUUUCUUUCUUUUCUUUGCUCUCCCCAAUUGGAUCAUCGCGAUAGAGAGAGCAGUACCCUUCUUGAUCCAUAAUAAAUCCAUUUAUUACCUCUCUCUCUCUCUCUCUCGUUCCCUCUAUUCUUGAUUAACUGCUAGCCUAUCUACCUACCUAACCUACCUCUCUGCUUUACUUGUUCCAUUUACUCACUGCAACUACCUUCUGCUCAUUCAUGGGGAAAACGGGUGGCGCCACUUCUUGGCUCACCGCCGUCAAGCGAGCCUUCAGAUCUCCCACCAAGGAUAAUAAUAAUAGUAAGGAUUCCGACAAGACCAACAACACCAACACUUCCCGGACGAGGAGGAAGCUCGACCACCACCACCAACAACAACAACAAUUUGAACAAGAAAAGAAGUCUGAAAGAAGGAGAUGGUUGUUUAGGAAGCAGCAGCCGCAGCCGCAUUCCGGCAUUAAUAAUGAAGCAGUAGCUAAAGAUGCGGCGGCGAUGUCGGAGUGCAUUGCGCCUAAAACUCCAGUUUUGCCCGCGGAGCAGAGACACGCUAUUGCCGUCGCUGCAGCAACGGCCGCCGCGGCGGAAGCUGCCGUGGCUACUGCCAAGGCGGCGGUGGAGAUCAUCCGGCUGACUCAGCCGCCACCGUCGUCGUCCACUGCUUUUUUCAAACAGAACUUGGCGGCCAAAGCCAUUCAGAGUGCCUUCAGAGGAUAUCUUGCGAGAAAAGCCCUAAUUGCUCUGAAAGGGAUAGUGAAGCUUCAAGCCCUAAUCAGAGGGCAGAACGUGAGGAAGCAGGCCAAUAUGACUCUCAAAUGUAUGCAGGCCCUCCUCAGGGUUCAGGCCAGGGUCCGGGACCAACGCGCCCGCCUCUCCCACGACGGCCGCCGCUCCAUGUUCGCCGAAACCACCAACCUGUGGGAGUCCAAGUACCUCAAAGACGUCCGGGACCGCAAUUCCAGAUCGAGAGAAGGAAGCUGUGUGACCGAUGAUUGGAGAGACUGUCCUCGUACGCUCGAAGAGCUUGAAGCAAUUCUGAAAGCCAGAAAUGAAUCCGCAUUGGCACAUGAAAAAUCCCUCUCCUUCGCCUUCUCCCAACAGAACAAAAUCUUGGAAUCGGACAGGGAAGACAGCGACGUGGCGGACAACAGGGGAAGCUAUUUAGACAGAUGGAUGGCGACGAAGCAGUGGGAGAGCAGCAGCAGGGCCUCGACGGAUUAUCACCGCCGGGACUCGAUCAAGACCGUCGAAGUCGACUCGCUCAAGGCGCCGUCGCAUUCCACGCCAUCCAACGGCCGGAGAUCCCGCUGCCAGAGCCCAAUCCACCACCGUCACGCGGCGCGGCCGAGGUCCCCGCAGGUCCGCCCGGCGAGCCCCCGAUGCCUCGCCGACGAGAAGAGCUACUCCACCGCCAACACCCCCAGCCUCCGGUCCUCCGCCGCCGGCCAGCGCCUGACAGGGUCGCGGUACAGCACCAGCACCGCCUCGAACGACCGGUCCGGACCCAUACCGAACUACAUGGCGUCGACGGAGUCGGCCAAGGCGAGAAUCCGGUCGCAGAGCGCGCCGAGGCAGCGGCCGUCGACGCCGGAGCGGGAACGCAGCGGCGGGUCGGCGAAGAAGCGGCUGUCCUACCCGAUACCGGACCCGUACUGCGUGAAUUUCGGGUUCGGGUGCAACCCUAGUAAUAUGAAUCCAAAUCAGGGUCAGGGUCAGGGUCAGGGGCAAAACUUGAAUAUGAGAAGCCCGAGCUUCAAAAGCGUGCAGGCGGGGUACGUCGGGAUGGAGGAGCAGUCCAACUACACCGAGAGCAUCGUCGGCGGCGAGAUAUCUCCCUGCUCGACGACGGACCUCCGGCGGUGGCUGCGGUAGCCGCCUGCCUGCAACUGCGGAUUAUUGUUGAUGUAUUGAAGACGACGAUAAUAAGUAGGGUCUUUUAGGCUUUUGCCUUGCCUGUGCCUCAAUGUCUGUUUUUUUUAGUAUUUUUAUUGCUUCUAUAAAAAAAAUAGACUAUUUUUCUUC